CUAGGCUCGACUGUAUCCACAGUUAUAAACGCGUCGACAUUGGAUUUGGUUGCGAGCAAGCGAGCAAAGGCGCUAAAAUAAACACAUAUAUAUAUAUAUAUCUAUCUAUAUAGAAGAACAUGUUGAACGAGGGUCGUGCCUAUGAUUGUUAUGCAAUGCCCAAAUCGAUAACAGCAAAAGAAACAGCAGCGACAACUGCGACAAUAAUUACUUUACAUACACGCGCGAGCAGCACAAAAAUCGCAUUAAUAUUAUUAUUAAUUUUAUGCUGCUUAUGUGAUUAUAAUUAUGGCAGCUGGGGCUCACAAUGCUGGAAGAAACACAAUUCGGGCUCCAUUCAAACGCGAGAUGGAGAAUUUAAGCGUCCGUUUGGGAUACUCUGCACCUAUCGCUGCUUUCUCUGGUUUCCGCCCAUCUAUCCCUACUGUGAAUUCAUAUUCGAUUUGCGCUUAUCCAGGCAUUUCACUUCAUUUCCGGACUGCUAUGAGAUACGCUGCAAUGAGACCUUCACAUUCUUUGGCAACGAGCCACAAUUUUGAAUGAAUGAACA
This is a messenger RNA of Drosophila busckii, 550 nucleotides long. RefSeq lists its product as uncharacterized. NCBI's taxonomy places the organism in Eukaryota, Metazoa, Arthropoda, Insecta, Diptera, Drosophilidae. The transcript has 3 exons. Bases 120 to 539 code for a protein of 139 amino acids. The record is from RefSeq and is a predicted model, not a curated record.